AUGUUGUUGGACUACUGCUGUCGUUGUUGUGGAUUCACACUCAUAAAACGCCAUGGACCCGUCUCCCUCAAGACCACACCCAGUGACACCUGGGUCGUCCUGCAGAACCUGUUGAUGUGCAUGGUGUGCUUCUACUCUCUCUACUACAUCGUGGUUAGUCUCUGCAUCGGACUGCUCAGGGUUCAUGAGAUCAACAGCUUGUUGGCACCAUUCGACUACACAACACAACCAUCAUGGCAGAACCCCAAAUACCUGGUCGGUGUGAUUUCCACAGAAGUGACGUAUCUUUUAGGAGGGCUGGUCUUCGCCUGGAUUGUAGAGGAGUGGGUCUGGGAUUACGCCAUAACUGUCACAUUGCUGCAUGUCGCCAUGACUGUAGCAGUGAUGUCAGACUUCCCUUCAGCUGAGCACUGGUGGAUAGCUCUGGGUUCAGGUCUGGUCAUGAUGAUAUUUGGGGGACAGCUCCUGGCCUACAAACUCUUCAGGACCAACUUUGUUUAUCCCGCUGAACUGCAGAACUUCUAA
Limanda limanda (common dab) is the source of this 525-nucleotide messenger RNA. RefSeq names its product transmembrane protein 244 (gene tmem244). The transcript has 6 exons. Lineage: Eukaryota; Metazoa; Chordata; Actinopteri; Pleuronectiformes; Pleuronectidae. Bases 1 to 525 code for a protein of 174 amino acids. The record is from RefSeq and is a predicted model, not a curated record.